This is a messenger RNA of Saxophila tyrrhenica, 615 nucleotides long. RefSeq lists its product as uncharacterized. NCBI's taxonomy places the organism in Eukaryota, Fungi, Ascomycota, Dothideomycetes, Mycosphaerellales, Extremaceae. Gene Ontology annotation, biological process: RNA processing; mitochondrial translation. Gene Ontology annotation, cellular component: mitochondrial large ribosomal subunit. The record is from RefSeq and is a predicted model, not a curated record. Gene Ontology annotation, molecular function: structural constituent of ribosome; ribonuclease III activity. The transcript is spliced from 2 exons. The coding region runs from base 1 to 615 and encodes 204 amino acids.
AUGCGCAUGCCCGAACGCAUACGUCCGGAGCCCAAACAGCCCGUCUGGCGCGUCAACGACGACGCGGAGGCGAUGGAUGAAAUGUACGAUCGCUUCAUGGGGAGGGUUGGGGAAGCGGUUAAGGGGGAGGUGAAGGAUACGAGGGGGAGGGGGAUGUUGGAUGAGGAGGUGAAGUGGCUAGCCCUAACCCACAAAUCCUUCGACCACGGCCGGCGCGGCUUCAACGACAAACUCGCCUUCCUCGGCAAACGCAUAGUCGACGUCCAAACCUCGCUCGCACUACUGAACAUGCCUUCCUCCCCCGCCGCGCUGCCCGCCUCGCAGGACGACGUCUUCCAGCACGCGGCGCUCGAAGGGCUGGAGAACGUUACGGCGUUCUCCAAGAACGCGAUACUGGACAAGACGCGACUGGCGAAGGUGGCGACGGCGUAUGGGAUCAAUCGAGUGGUGAGGUGGAAGCCGCGGAAGAGCGACAAUCUGAAGAGUAGUGGGGAGGACGUGGUGUUGGCGCAUACGAUGUACAGCAUUAUCGGGGCACUGGCGAUGCAGAGGGGCGGAGAGAUGGCUGCAAAGACGGCGAGGGAGAGGAUAUUGAAGCCGCUUGGGCUGCGGUAG